Messenger RNA from Anneissia japonica, 2542 nucleotides. RefSeq lists its product as uncharacterized. The transcript has 5 exons. The record is from RefSeq and is a predicted model, not a curated record. Gene Ontology annotation, molecular function: netrin receptor activity; protein binding. Gene Ontology annotation, biological process: netrin-activated signaling pathway. NCBI's taxonomy places the organism in Eukaryota, Metazoa, Echinodermata, Crinoidea, Comatulida, Comatulidae. The coding region runs from base 112 to 1638 and encodes 508 amino acids. Gene Ontology annotation, cellular component: membrane.
GUAAGACGACCGCCAACAAGUUUAUAUUACACGAGUGCAGUUAAACAGUCAGUUCCUGAAAAAGCAACAGUGGAAAUAGGCAAUGAUGAAAAACAUACUAGAAUCAGGCCAAUGGUGUUGAUUAUUACUCUAAGUCUAAGUGUCAACGUCAGUAUGGUGACGAUAUUCUGUUCCCUUAUCAUUAUUAAGAGGAGGCAGUCAAUAAGACACGUUGAUGAUAUUCCUUCAGCAAGCACUAAUGAGGCUAAUAUCAGUGCAGUUCCUCAGGAAAACCACAAUCCGAUACCUGACAAUAGACACAUUAACAAAGAUGUGCCUAUGUUUUUAGGUGGUAUACCAGCGUCGAAGGAAGUUAUAUCGAAGUCAAAACCACCCCCAUCGCGUGAACCAUUUUGGCUUCAAAUGAACGCAAUGGUCGGGUCAGAAGGGGGGAUUGUCUGUGACAGUAGAUCUAGCGUAAGCCUGAUCAUUCCACCUGGCGCCAUUCCAGAACACCACGGGAAGCAGGAAAUCAUUGUCCGUGUGUCUCUUAAACCAUCAAUGUUUGGGCUUAACAAGGAAACUGACCGUCAUCUGCUAUCACCAGUUGUUGAAUGUCUGUCGCCUGGUCUAAAUGGAUUUGAUUCUUGUGUGACACUGGUUGUACCACACCGUGCUGAACUCGAUCCAGACUGGAAAUUCCAGGUUCUUCAUUCCGAAGAUAAAUACCCUGUGUCAAAGUCUGGGUGGACUGUGACAGAUUAUAGACCAACUCAAACAAACGGUGUCCAGUUUGAGGUUGAUGAACGUUUCUUUAGGAUCAAAACAACUCAUUUCACCACAUACGCGUGUACCGGUUGUCAUAGAAAGGCACCUUUAUGUUUUGAGGUCGUCGUGUAUGGCGGUUAUAGUGAUUUUGGGAACAGGCAAAGGGUGGACCUACGGUGUUAUGUGGGUGACCGCAUAAAGGACUAUCAUCAGCAGAUCAGACAGCACGAAUCGAACGACCCUCUUUGUAUACCUCGACCAAUUGUUGUUGAUAAAAAGACGAAACAGAUUAAGAUCACAUUGCCUGAAGAAGAAUUUGGACCAGAUUGGCAAUGGACUUCUGAAACGUUUAACGGUUCUCUUCCAUGUAUAAGGAACGUCGACGUGAAUCAUGCAAUCAGGUGCUGUUUGAACGCAAUGUCGCAUCACGAGAAUUUUACAUUGAAACCGAAACAGACGCACACACGACUCGAAUUCUUAGAAGCGACUAUGAAAGUGAUCACAAAUGGUGAACAAGCAGUUGUUGGUCCUAUAAGGAUGGACACGACGACGGUACAGAAUAUUUCACCAAGACAUCAAAGUACAGAUAUUGUGAGUACUGAAAGGUUGGAAGCAGUUUCUGAGGAAAUUCCAAAUAACGAAUGGAAACGAGUCUACCGCACGCUGCACGCUUUGUCGAAUUUUGCAGGGAGUUCGGAGACCGACAUUAGUAAUAUCGAGCAUGGACACCAGGGCCAGAUAAGAGAAAUGAAGUACCAGAUUCUUUUGCUGUGGAAGAGCAAGGCCGGUAGAAAAGCAACCACACAAAUCCUUAUUCAAGCCCUCAGAUGCUGCGAGCUUAACCUAAUUGUGUAUAAUCAUUUUCAAGUUGAGACUCCUGAUUGUAAUUGAUAUAAUAUGGUAACCCCUAGUUAUUACAGGGGAAGAUUUAUAGGGGGACCAGCCCCCACCUCUUUUUGGAAAGUUUGAAAAAAAAGAAGAAGGAAAAAGCAAUAAUUGGUAGCCCAAAACGCCUCAGAGGUUAUUUUCGGGCGUCUAAAACAAGAAUUUCUCUGGGGAAAGCCCCUUUCAGACAUCUCUGGAUCCGCUCCUGUAUUGUCACAAAUAUAAUAUGGUCAUACUCUUACAGUCGAGGGAUUCUACUGUGCUCAGAAAGUAGGCCUGUAUAGUAAAUGUAGAGUCUACUAUACAGGCCCAUAUAUUUCGCCUAGACCUAUUAUUUCACCAAUCAUGUCUUGUUAUGAAGUUAUGUUGCUUUCAAUCGGAUUCGAAUUCCCAAUGACGGCGCAGCGGAAACGUUGGUUAAGGCCUACAUAGCUAUAGAGCAUAAAGCAGUCUGUUCAAAACACUUACAGAUGCAGUAAUAUGUAUAUGAUGAAUGACGUAAUAAAGAGGCCUGAGACCCCGCUGAGUCUUCUUCGGGUGUUGUUUCCGACCAGGUAAAUCGUGUUUAUUUAUUUAGGUUAGGUUAGGAGAGGGUUAUUCGAGGAGCUGAGCGUCUUUUGUUGUUAUAAAAUACCCAGCACUCUCGAUUGUUGACUGACAUUUUGAGGAGGCAAGUUAAUCUACCAAUCAUAACAUAUUUUAAUUGAAGUUUUUUGUAAUUUCUGUUAUCUCGUAUGUGUUUUAUGUUUUUUUUAAAUAGAUGUUUUAUUUUGAUCGUUUUUAGUUUAAGAUCAUCCAUAGCGUUGAAAUAUAAUAUAAUAAAUAUGCUAAACAGCAUUAUUAUUGCAAUAAUAUAUUAAUAAUUAUAACUUGUAUAAUUUUAAUUAAGGGGUUAUUUUUGAUGUUUAUA